This is a messenger RNA of Aspergillus glaucus CBS 516.65, 697 nucleotides long. RefSeq lists its product as uncharacterized. The record is from RefSeq and is a predicted model, not a curated record. The transcript has a single exon. The coding region runs from base 261 to 413 and encodes 50 amino acids. Lineage: Eukaryota; Fungi; Ascomycota; Eurotiomycetes; Eurotiales; Aspergillaceae.
AACGGUUAGAGCAAUUGGCGAUGAACCCUGACCAUAGCACCGUCAAUCUGGUGCUGUUACAUCGGGGAGAAGAGCGACACGCCCACGAAAAGCAACCACUCGGCAAGAGGCAGUUGGGAUUGAAAUUCGGAGCUUUCUCGAGCUGUUCAUUGAUUCGUUCGAGCUGAACCCGACAAUCUGGAACUGACGAGGCUGAGCUUUUAGACCCGGGGAGUGUUGAUCUGGAGUGAGAGUAACUAUGGCGUAGUUGUAGUGAGGGCAUGGUAAAAAAUCAACUCUCCGACUUCUCCAUUCCCGUGACUCUCUCUCUUACACCUCUGUCCUAUCUCCUCCUCUUUUCCACUCUCCUCCGCUUUACUCUCCUCUCCUCUUCGCUUUCCUUCUUUUUUAAUAUAUUCCCUUUUAUCUUCUAAUCCCUGUAUAAUUGUCACUUUGCGCUAUCCAAAGUCCAUCAUUUGCUGGUACCAGUGAUCCGUGGAAGGCCCAGCAAAUCUCCCGCAGUUUGACAGCUGCCGGCUCACCCAAAGAGGCGAUCGUUAUUUCGUUCCUAGAUUGAACAAAGCUUUGUACAGUCCCAACGUGUUCGGUGUGUCUGUGUGUCUGUGUCUGUUGCUAACUGACCCUGUCGCACUUGCCAGGUCUUUCCGAGUCGUGACGCUACACUUGCCACUGCGCGCCUCGUCGUCUGAUUCUUUCC